CGCGCCGCCCGGCCGCUCCGGGGACGGGCCGGGGCGGGGCGCGGCGGCAGGAAGCGGGGCGGGGACUCGCGGAGGCGUUGGGGGAGCGAGGGAGGGCGCGACCAACUCCCGGAGGGACGACGGGCUGAGAGAGCGGCGCCCCGGCCUGGCGCCGAGCCUGAGCCCGCCGGACGGGAGGCGGCCCAGCCGCGGGCUCGGCCUGGGCCCCAGCCCCGCCAGCAUGGCCGGCCGGACCGUGCGGGCCGAGACCCGGAGCCGGGCCAAGGAUGACAUCAAGAAGGUGAUGGCGACCAUCGAGAAGGUCCGGAGAUGGGAGAAGCGCUGGGUGACUGUGGGCGACACUUCCCUUCGUAUCUUCAAGUGGGUGCCAGUGGUGGACCCCCAGGAGGAGGAGCGCCGGAGGGCAGGUGGAGGGGCAGAGAGAUCCCGAGGCCGGGAGCGGAGGGGCAGGGGCGCCAGUCCCCGAGGGGGCGGCCCUCUCAUCCUGCUGGAUCUCAAUGAUGAGAACAGUAACCAGAGUUUCCAUUCAGAAGGCUCUCUGCAGAAGGGCACGGAGCCCAGCCCUGGGGGCACCCCCCAGCCCAGCCGCCCUGUGUCACCUGCUGGACCACCGGAAGGGGUCCCAGAGGAUGCUCAGCCCCCACAGCUGGGCCAGGAGAGAGAUCCUGGGGGCAUACCUGCGGGCAGCACGGAUGAACCCCCCAUGUUGACCAAGGAGGAGCCUGUUCCAGAAUUGUUGGAGGCUGAGGCCCCUGAAGCUUACCCCGUCUUUGAGCCCGUGCCAUCUGUCCCUGAGGCAGCCCAGGGUGAUCCCGAGGACUCGGAGGGCGCCCCCCCACUCAAGCGCAUCUACCCAAAUGCCCCUGACCCCUGAGAAGCCGGCCUGCCUGUCCUGUCGCCCCGGGGGCCCCUUUGGCUUUUUACAAAUAAAGACCCUUUUGUAA
This is a messenger RNA of Bubalus bubalis (water buffalo), 944 nucleotides long. RefSeq names its product BAF chromatin remodeling complex subunit BCL7C (gene BCL7C). NCBI's taxonomy places the organism in Eukaryota, Metazoa, Chordata, Mammalia, Artiodactyla, Bovidae. The transcript is spliced from 6 exons. Bases 221 to 874 code for a protein of 217 amino acids. The record is from RefSeq and is a predicted model, not a curated record.